UUCUACCUACCGAGAAGGUGCCAGGUUCGAUCCCUGGGUCGAUCAUCUUUUUGGUCUCAUGUCAUCAUAUUUCCUCCUGUUUUGUUGAUCUGUUAACUUAUCAUUUUUCAUCCCAUCUCCUAAAACCUUCAUCGCUGUCUCGCUUACUUUUGUUCCGCCAAAGGCUGAUGUCAAGCCAAGCCAACAGGCAAAACCGCCCGUGCCACACGUAGCGGCAAGUUCCUCUUCUCAACUUUUGGGAAGAGAAUAGUCACACACCCGCCUUUGACGACUCGACGAGAUGACGCCGUACUACCCAUCACGAAUUCCACGGCGCAAUCGCGUUAAAGCCAUAUAUACAAAAUUCGAAUCUAGAAAAGCCAGCUUCAAGCCGUUUCCCCGCCUGCCGCCUGAGCUCCGCCAAGAGAUCUGGCGCAUCGCAGCCUCCUCACCAGCCACGUUCUCACGGCAGGGUGUCUGCAUUCUCUCACAACCUAGCGACAUCUCUCGCCUGGUGGUUCACGAACCUCGCAACCGAUCCCUCCUGGCAACCUCCACCGAAGCGCGCUACGUGGCCCUGACGACUCCCCACCCAAGGCGCCAGUACGACCCGGAGAUUGACAUCCUCUACAUCCCCCGGCACAGUCUCAACGCCUUCCGAACCGCUCUCUUCCGUCCCGCACCAUCACCAGCCGACUACUGGCCCUACCACAAGAUCCGCCAUCUCGCCCUGCCCAGCACCGAAAUCUACCGCGUCCUGGCUGCCGGCUCCGACUUUUUGCUCCGGCUCUUCUCCCUCCAGACACUGACUAUCGUCUUUCCAGCGCCGUCAGGCACCGUUGACUACUCCCAGGACGUUACGCUGCCGCCGCCGCAACAGUCAACAGCAGCAGAUGGAGGAGGAGGGGAGGCGGUUGUUACGCAUCUCCGGCGGCUGCCGCGGGACGAGCUGGAGGGUAUUACCGUGAGGGCGGCCUACGACCACGAGACCGGCCUGGGGACGUUUCCGAUCCGCUGGACCAGGUCGGGAGUGAAGUACCUGCAAUGGGUCGAGGCCACCCUGAAGAGGACAGCCCUGCUGCGGGGAGACGGAGGGAUCGUCCCGCCGAUGUGGAACUUCAAGGCGGGGAGGCUGGGGAUCGAGUAUGAGGGGGCUUGUUUCGAGGCUUGGCCUGCUGCGAAGAGGUUUUGAUGUUGUAGCUCGUACGAUAUAUCAAUAGAAUUCCAAUCCCUUCC
Parathielavia appendiculata is the source of this 1215-nucleotide messenger RNA. RefSeq lists its product as uncharacterized. Lineage: Eukaryota; Fungi; Ascomycota; Sordariomycetes; Sordariales; Chaetomiaceae. The transcript has a single exon. The record is from RefSeq and is a predicted model, not a curated record. The coding region runs from base 281 to 1171 and encodes 296 amino acids.